This is a messenger RNA of [Candida] anglica, 1927 nucleotides long. NCBI's taxonomy places the organism in Eukaryota, Fungi, Ascomycota, Pichiomycetes, Serinales, Debaryomycetaceae. The record is from the annotation of a GenBank genome assembly.
AAAAGAACAAAAUAGUAAAUAAAGGAAUAGGUUUGAAUCAGAAUAAUAAUUAUUUACAUUUCAAACUAUAGAAUAACCAUCAAUCGAUCAUAAAUUUUACUCAAUUGACCAAUUUCUCACAAUCAACUUGAUAGAAUUGAAAGAUUGUUUAGAAUUAAAAUACUGCAAUAGAAACCAUUAGAAGCGACGUUUAACUUUCUAUAAUAUUAGAGUAGGCGAUUGACAGACCAAUUUUCAUUGCCCACCAUUUCUGUGUCCCCGUUAGUUAUUUAUUUGGGAUAUUGCAUACGCCGUGUAUCUACAUGUUAGCUAGUAGCGUUUUCAAUUGAUGACUUCCAAUCUUCUCAAGAAGCUUCAUAUUACGAAACUGAACCAUAGCAAUAGCUCCACCCAAACAACACCAGAAAAUAGCCAUCCAGCCGAUCUUUGCGUAGACAAUUUGAAUUCGCAAGAAAAGAUGGAGUAUCAAAUGAGCCACCAAACCUUACCAUCACAAGAUCAACAGCAACAACAACAACAACAACAACAACAACAACAACAACAACAACAACAACAACAACAACAACAACAACAACAACAACAACAACAACAACAACAACAACAACAACAACAACAACAACAACAACAACAACAACAACAACAACAACAACAACAACAACAACAACAACAACAACAACAACAACAACAACAACAACAACAGCACCAACAACAACAUGUUCCUGCGCAAAUGAGUCAAGGAGUGGUACCACAGGUUCCUACUCAAUUGACUGCCGAACAACAGCGUACAAAUGAUGCUAUCCAAAGAUCGUUGUUACCUGAGCGUUCAACCGUAUCAAAGGGUAAAUAUUCGCUUACUGAUUUCCAUAUCAUGCGUACUCUUGGUACUGGAUCCUUCGGAAGAGUUCAUCUUGUUCGAUCUGUACACAAUGGGAGAUACUAUGCGAUCAAAGUGUUGAAGAAGGCUCAAGUGAUUAAAAUGAAACAAAUUGAACACACAAAUGACGAAAGAAGAAUGUUGAAAUUGGUUGAACAUCCAUUUCUUAUUAGAAUGUGGGGAACUUUCCAAGAUUCAAGAAACCUUUUCAUGGUUAUGGAUUAUAUUGAAGGUGGUGAACUUUUCUCAUUAUUAAGAAAAUCUCAAAGAUUCCCUAAUCCAGUGGCAAAGUUUUAUGCUGCAGAGGUUACGUUGGCAUUAGAAUAUUUACACUCUCAUGAUAUCAUCUAUCGUGAUUUAAAACCUGAAAAUAUAUUACUUGAUCGUAAUGGACAUAUUAAAAUCACUGAUUUUGGGUUUGCAAAGGAAGUUAGUACUGUCACAUGGACAUUGUGUGGUACUCCUGAUUAUAUUGCACCCGAGGUUAUUACCACCAAGCCAUAUAAUAAAUCUGUUGAUUGGUGGUCUUUAGGGGUACUUAUAUUCGAAAUGCUCGCAGGUUAUACUCCAUUUUAUGAUUCAACUCCAAUGAAAACAUAUGAAAAGAUUUUAUCGGGAAAAAUUCAUUUCCCAAGUUUUUUUGGACCAGACGUUCAAGAUUUAUUGUCAAGACUUAUAACUGCCGAUUUAACUAGAAGAUUAGGAAACUUGAGUAAUGGACCAGCUGACAUUAGAAAUCAUCCUUGGUUUCAAGAAGUUAUCUGGGAGAAGUUGUUGGCUAAAGAUAUCGAGACUCCUUAUGAACCCCCAAUCACUGCUGGUGUUGGUGAUUCGUCAUUGUUUGAUCACUACGCUGAGGAGCAAUUAGAUUAUGGGUCCAUUGGAGACGAUCCAUAUGGACAUUUCUUUGUGGACUUUUAAUUAAAUUUUUCAUAAUUUCAAAUUAAUUGAAAGGACUUACGUUUUUUUUAAUUAUAAAGAUUGUUUUUAACCAUAUAAAUACACGUACUCGAGAUAAUAUGCUAGAUUUUACUACAACAUUAAACUAGUUCU